Molecule: messenger RNA, 1533 nt
Organism: Trypanosoma rangeli
Lineage: Eukaryota; Euglenozoa; Kinetoplastea; Trypanosomatida; Trypanosomatidae
Product: phosphatidyl serine synthase
Exons: 1
Coding region: 1-1533 (510 amino acids)
Biological process (GO): phosphatidylserine biosynthetic process
Molecular function (GO): L-serine-phosphatidylethanolamine phosphatidyltransferase activity
Source: RefSeq, a predicted model, not a curated record
AUGAGUAGAGAAAGUUGUUGGAGCCCCAACGGGAAUUCCUCCAACAAACAGAAGGGCGAGGUCAACUCACCGAAGGAUGCCAAAGCGAAAGACGGUGGUAACCAGUCUGGGGGUGGAGCGAGGAAAGUGGCGUCAGUACGGCAAGUCACAAAGGCGGAUAACAGUAUGGAACCCAGGCCACCGCGUCCUUACCUUAAGGAACUUGAUUUUACCGACGUUGUGUACAGUCCCCACACUCUCACGGCAUUGGUUGUGUUUAUAGUCUUUGUUCUUCUUAUGAUCCGCUACUACUACUACCCCGAUAUGAGUAUUGUGGCCAGUGUGAAACUUGGAUUGGCGGCGUCUGCAUUUUCCUUUGUGGUCUUUGGAGUUAUUCAUUUGCCAGACUCUGAGCUGGUGCGGCCACAUCCAUCUGUGUGGCGCGCUGUCUUGGCCCUCGCCGUAUUAUAUGUAGUCCUGUUGUCGUUUUUGCUGUUUCAGAACUUGUCAACAGUGCGUGCCAUUAUGGGCUUCUACGACCCUUUGCUGCUGAAGGCACUGCCGGAGGGUCAGUAUGCGGUAGACUGCCGCAUUUCCACCCCAAGUGAGCCUUAUUUGUUUUUUUACACGGCCUUUGACGUCUUUAUUAUUGCUCAUGCCCUUGGCUACUUUGUGAAAACACUGAUUCUUCGCGAUUGGCGUCUCGCAACGUGUGUGUCCAUUGGAUUUGAGAUCCUUGAAAUUUCCUUUCAACAUGUGCUGCCAAACUUCAGGGAGUGUUGGUGGGACCAUCUGCUGCUGGACGUGCUUCUCUGCAACGGUGGGGGGACGUUGCUGGGGAUGUUUAUGCUGCGUCGACUGCAAGCAAAGAAGUACCACUGGGUCGCGCUGCAGAACAUCAAGGGGUACAAGGGAAAGACGCAGCGCAUUCUCGGCCAGUUUGGCCCUCGCAGCUUUGAAGCCUACGAAUGGAAUGUGUUUCAUGACCCAAAAAGGUUUGUGCAGUUUCUCAUGGUAUUGAUGUUUAUGCUUCUGGAGGAGUUGAACUGCUUUACGAUGAAGCACAUUCUGCAUAUGUCACCAAAGUACCAUCUUGUCACACUGCGGCUUGCGCUUUGGAGCCUCAUGGCGAUGCCGGGAAUACGCGAAAUUUACACCUACAUUAGCGCUGAGAACACCAAGACGGCGCGGAUGGGCGCAACGGCGUGGGUGUCGAUAUCUGCACUGUUGCUUGAGACGAUUUGGAUUGCCAAGUUGGCCAUGGAAGGUGGUUACUUUUUGCAACCCAUGCCAAGUCACAUUGCGAUCCCUUGGACGUUUGCCCUCCUCCUUUUCGCGGUGUGGUUUGCAUUGUUUUUUGGUGUCGUCUCACUGCGACAGCGACAGGAGAGGUGUGGGGUGUGGUACGCUGUGUCGAAUCUUUUCUUUUACGCCGGCUGCGGCUGCGUUCUGGCGCUGACUUUGAUGGGCUUGCCUGACCUGCAGGUUGGCAGGCAAUCUUUUGAACGCUUCGUGGCACCGUAUGAGUCGCGGAUCUUGUUUUGGCGUCAGUGA